This is a messenger RNA of Maudiozyma saulgeensis, 786 nucleotides long. NCBI's taxonomy places the organism in Eukaryota, Fungi, Ascomycota, Saccharomycetes, Saccharomycetales, Saccharomycetaceae. The record is from the annotation of a GenBank genome assembly.
AUGGCGCGUCAGUUAGUAGAAGAGAUUGAUAAAAGGACAUAUGAUCCUAACAUUUACUAUACAAGUGCGGAUCCACAUACGAGGUCCUUCAGGGGCAAGAAGCAAAAAAAUAGUUCUAACUCAUCUACAUUCAGGUCAGUGAAGCGGGUAAACUAUUCAUUAGCAGACUUGGAGGCUAAGCUUUACAUGUCACAGGAUAAUGCAAAAUCGCAACAGGAUAAUCAUAUUGCUAAAGGUGCUACUAAAUAUGUAAGAGAUAGAUUUUCUCAACAACAAAUUAUGCAAUCCAAAAGACGAUUUAUGGAAUUGAAUACUGAAAAUUUAGGUGAUCUAUCAGAAAUUCCAACAUUAUUAAGUAGUUCCACUGGUAUUAAUAGAGAUAAGAUUAACUCUGAUACUACAACGGUUUCCCAAGGAAGUUCGGAUUCAUCAUCCAGAUCGAGUAGAAACAAAUUUGAAAUACCGAAAAGUAUAUUACUGUCAUACAAAUCAACAAAACCGUUAAAACCUAAAAAGAAAAGUACAAAUAGGAUUGUAGCUUUAAGAAAGGUAUUGGUUUCCAAACGUCCAUUACAUACAUAUUUUGAUAUGUUGAGUCAUGUUGAUAAGAGCGUAAUACUACAUAAUGUUUACAACAAGAAAUAUUUCAAGGUAUUGCCUUUGAUCACAGUAUGUUCGAUAUGUGGUGGCUAUGACAGUAUUUCAAGUUGUGUGAAAUGUGGAGAUAAAGUUUGUUCAUUAAAGUGUUACAAUCUACAUAAUGAGGCUAGAUGCACACAUAGUUAA